Messenger RNA from Gaeumannomyces tritici R3-111a-1, 399 nucleotides. RefSeq lists its product as hypothetical. The transcript is spliced from 2 exons. The record is from RefSeq and is a predicted model, not a curated record. NCBI's taxonomy places the organism in Eukaryota, Fungi, Ascomycota, Sordariomycetes, Magnaporthales, Magnaporthaceae. Bases 1 to 399 code for a protein of 132 amino acids.
AUGUCGCUGCUGCGGUCAUUGGCCAAGGAGUUUGUGACGGCGCCCUUCAAGCACGUCGUGACCCAACCACCACACCACCCUGCCUUGGCCCCCUGGACCAUGGAACUCCGGCGCCCGCCGCAGAUGCGUGUGCAACCCCGGCACCUGGCAGAAGUCGCGCACGAGUCGCUCUUCCAAAUUCCGGAGGCUGUCGAAGAAAAGAUUCCCGCCUUUGCGUCGACUCUCUUCAUCGCCACGGCCAUCGCACUUAACGUCGUUGCGGUCAUGGCCGUCACGACCGUCCCGGCCGGAGAGGCGGAGCCAAGUCCGAGAGAUCUACAGGAGCCCUCGAAGGAAGAGUGGGGGCAGACCCGUGGCGGGAAAUUCUCCGAUCUUCCCUUGACGCUAUGGAACCAAUGA